This is a messenger RNA of Trichoderma reesei QM6a, 1263 nucleotides long. RefSeq lists its product as uncharacterized. The coding region runs from base 193 to 1263 and encodes 356 amino acids. The record is from RefSeq and is a predicted model, not a curated record. The transcript is spliced from 3 exons. NCBI's taxonomy places the organism in Eukaryota, Fungi, Ascomycota, Sordariomycetes, Hypocreales, Hypocreaceae. Gene Ontology annotation, biological process: transport. Gene Ontology annotation, molecular function: transmembrane transporter activity.
ACUGCAAGAUGAGCCGUCGCAAGUAGAGUGUGGACACUUGGGAAGGGAGAGUCUAAGACAUAUAACCGCGCCGCCAAGCAGCAUCUAUCCGCGAUUACCUUGGGAUCGAGGACGUCGGAAGACUGACGGAGAGAAAACAACGACAAUCGCCGUUUGCCCUUGUCGUACUCGGAAUCCUCCUCGGUUGGAACAAUGCAGUCGCGUUCUCUCGUCUUGGCCGGCCUCGUGGCUUGCGCUCAAGCUCUCGACACGGUUCAAUACGGCGCCUUCUUGGCCACAGCCACCUACUCAGUCGCCAACCAGCUCGGCUUCUUCCCCGAGAACGGGCUCAACGUCGUCUACAACCAGGUCCCCAACAGCACCGCCGCCUUCGCGUCCGUCCUCAGCGGCGAAUACGACAUCCUGACGGCGACGGUGGACAAUGCGCUCAACUACCGCUUCAACCAGAACCAGGAGGUGACUGUCCUUGGCCAGUUGGACCAAGGGCCGGACCUGGUGCUUGCGUCGAUUCCGUCCAUUACCAGCAUCGACCAGCUGAGGGGGAAGCCGAUUAUUGUCGACUCGCCGCUGAGUGGGUAUGCGUAUCUGCUGCAGGAGGUUUUGGCUACACACGGUUUGACGCUGGCUAACAACGACUACUACUUCAUGACCGUCGGUGGAACUCCGUCACGAUUCUCGGCCCUCGUCAACGAGGCUCUGCCGAAUGGAACCGCCGUCUACGCCACCAUCCUCACCUAUCCCUUCACCGUCGAGGGCCAAAACCUCCCCUCGGGCCAGGCCCCCAACAUCCUCGCCCGCAUCUCCGACGUCGUCUACCCCAUCACCUCGAGCGCCUUCACUAUCCGAGAGUCGUCCCUGGCUAGCAAAACGGAGACAGCCCUCCUAACACGCUUCAUGACGUCCAUGUAUGCCGCCAACAAGUUCCUGCUCAACCCAAGGAACAAGCGGUGUUCCAUCCAGGCCCUCGUCAAGCAGCUAGGUGUCUCACAGAAUGUCGCCGCGCAGGAGUAUGCUUCUGCUGUCAACUGGCUAUCGGGAGAGGUGUCGCCGCCGCGCAACGACUUCUCCGUCAGCCAGACGGGCAUUAUGAACGAUGUCCAGGUCAGGUUGCAGUUCGGCGGCUUCAGCACCCCCGCGGAUUUCAACUUUACUGCUGCUUUGGUUCCGGGCAAGGGAAAUCUCAUUGACUACUCUGUCAGGAAUGUCGCCAUUGCGCAGUAUCUGAAGCAUCCCUUGAAGGGCAACUGUACUCUUCCUCACUAG